AUGAGCUCAAGCAAGCCAAUGUUUGUUCCUCUGAGUCAACAGUUCAAGCUCAGUGCCAAUCAGAGUCCUCAAAAUGAAGAUCAGAGAAGAGAAAUGGAUAAGAUUCCUUAUGCAAAUAUAGUGGGAAGCAUCAUGUACACCAUGGUGUGUACAAGGCCUGAUAUCAGUCAUGCUAUAAGUGUUGCAAGUACGUACAUGGCAGACCCUGGUCUAGAACAUUGGCAUGCUUUGAAAUGGAUAUUAAGAUAUCUAAAUGGUACUCAAGGAUAUGGAAUUCUGUUUGAUGGAAAUGAAAAAGAGGUGGAGCAGCCUCUGAUGGGGUGUUGUGAUUCUGACUUUGCAACUAAUGUUGAUACAAGGAAAUCACAAUCUGGAUAUGUGUUUUGUUUGUAUGGGUCUGCAGUGAGCUGGAAGCCAAGCCUCCAGUCAGUAGUGUCACUCUCAACAACCGAAGCCGAGUAUAUAUCCUUAAUUGAAGCAGUGAAGGAAAGCCUAUGGCUGAAAGGAAUAUGCUUUGAUUUUGGAGUUGCCCAGGAUGCAGUAACUGUGUUAUGUGACUCAAACAGUGCAAUAUGUCUGUCAAAACAUCAAACCUUCCAUGAAAGAAGUAAGCAUGUGGAUGUCAAGCUACAUUUUAUAAGAGAUGAAGUGGAUAAGGGUUCUGUGAAGAUUGAAAAGGUUGCAACAGAAGAGAAUGCAUCUGAUAUGCUCACAAAAGUUCUGUCUGGAUCAAAGGUGAAAUAA
This is a messenger RNA of Salvia splendens (bonfire salvia), 744 nucleotides long. RefSeq names its product secreted RxLR effector protein 161-like. The transcript has a single exon. NCBI's taxonomy places the organism in Eukaryota, Viridiplantae, Streptophyta, Magnoliopsida, Lamiales, Lamiaceae. The record is from RefSeq and is a predicted model, not a curated record. Bases 1 to 744 code for a protein of 247 amino acids.